CAGUCACUGCCAAACUUCAGAGGGGAGACGUUUUCCCAUCGCUCAUUCGGUGUGCCACACUCUCAAUUUAGGACUUUACUACAGGGACUUCCAACUGUAGUUUGUACAAGGUGAGAUCAGCUUGCGUUUGUCUUUUGCUUAAGACGCGUAUGAAACGGCCGGCUGCUCGGACAUGGACUUACAUCUGCUUGCACUCCUGCUCUUAUUUCUCUGCAAACAAGGAUGGACUCAGGAUGAAGCCUCAGAAGAAGGAAAGAUUCCUCUAGUUCCUCUUAUCCCCCUGAUACCAGGCAAACCCAUAACGGAUCUGGAGCCUUCUGCAAACGGAACAACUCCUGAGCCUUCUGCUGGGGAGGAAGAGGACUCCUCAGAGGGGGGGCUGGAUGGAGUCUGUGGACCUGGCGUUUCCAGGCUGGAGUCUAAACUGGCCAUUGGCAGUGGGAUCAUGAAUCUGGGCCUGAAGUUCUUGGUGAACCUGAAGACCGGUCCCGGUCGGCCUAACGUGAUCAUCUCCCCCCUCAGCCUGUCGCUGGCACUCUCCCAGCUGGCCCUGGGAGCCCGAAACGAGACAGAAAAGCUUCUCUUUGAGCACCUACAUGCUGAUGCUCUUCCAUGCUAUCAUAAGUCCCUCAGCCAUCUCCUCAAGCAGUUUCGCAAAAGCACUUUUCAGAUUGCUACUCGCAUGUACCUGCGCCAAGGCUUUCAGGCAAAAGAGGAGUUUAUAAAGGAGUCUGUAGAUCUGUAUGGAUCUGACCCAGCCACACUUACGGGGCUGGAGGAGGUGAAUGAAUGGGUUGAAAACGCUACAAAUGGCCAAAUAGUGGACUUUCUAUCCAGUCUCCCGCCCAACAUAGAGCUCAUGCUCAUUAACGCAGUGCACUACAAAGGAGAGUGGCUGACACGCUUUGAUCCCCGCUUCACGUCCACUGAGCCUUUUCACAUUGAUGACAAACAAGUGGUCAAUGUGGAUAUGAUGCUUGGGCCAAAGCACCCCCUCAGUGUUUUCACCCACAAUGAGCUGGAUGCUCAGGUUGCUCGGUUACCAUUCAAAGGGGACAAGAGCCUGCUGGUGGUUCUGCCCAUAUCUGGACAGGUCAAUGUGUCAGCCAUGGCAGCUAAACUUAAUAUCUCAGAUCUCUACAGUCGCUUCCCACGAGAGAUAAGCAUGCAGGUCCGAAUCCCCAAGCUGAAACUGGAUUUUGGCGAGGAGCUGGAAGAUGUCAUGACCAAAAUGGGCUUAGGAGAGUUGUUCUCUGGUCCAAACCUGGCUGGAAUUGCUGAGAGCCCCCUGCUGGUCUCCAGUGUACAGCACAAGUCAAGCAUGGAGAUAAACGAGGAGGGGGCCGAGGCUGCCGCUACGACCAGCGUGUCUAUUUCCCGUUCCAACCCUUCCUUUACCGUCAACCAACCGUUUUUCUUAGCCCUCAUGGACGAUUCCACGCAGACACCGUUAUUUCUUGGCGUUAUAACCAACCCCAACCCAGGAGCGGCAGUCGUGGUUAGAGCUGCCUUGAUGAAGAGCUUAACAACCAAGGAUAAAAUGGGGUUCGGAUUCGACAAGAAUUAUGAUUACUCUUUUGGCACCAACCCAAAGUAGGGGCACUUUUUAAAAAAAGCCUAAAUCGAUCAGGAACUAUACCUCUGGCUGUUGAAAAUAGGCUAAUUGAGAUGAGCAGUCCGGGCGCAGCAGGAUUACGUUGAGCAGAAUGUCAGAUGGACUUCACUGAAAAUGUCAGCUCAUUUUUAAAUGGUUCACCUUUUGCUUUAUUCAGUUGAUUUUAUUUUAUAUUCAGUCAUUAAAAACAUGUUCCCCAUUUCAGUUUGAAAUGUGAUUAUCUAAUCCUUUUAAAGCAUUUUGGUGAAUUUCUUUCUUUUUUUGAUUAAAGGAAAUUUUAAAUGUGA
This is a messenger RNA of Chanos chanos (milkfish), 1902 nucleotides long. It is a transcript of the gene serpinf2b, whose product is annotated as serpin peptidase inhibitor, clade F (alpha-2 antiplasmin, pigment epithelium derived factor), member 2b. The coding region runs from base 173 to 1597 and encodes 474 amino acids. Gene Ontology annotation, molecular function: serine-type endopeptidase inhibitor activity. The record is from RefSeq and is a predicted model, not a curated record. NCBI's taxonomy places the organism in Eukaryota, Metazoa, Chordata, Actinopteri, Gonorynchiformes, Chanidae. The transcript is spliced from 9 exons. Gene Ontology annotation, biological process: negative regulation of endopeptidase activity.